Molecule: messenger RNA, 1314 nt
Organism: Carica papaya (papaya)
Lineage: Eukaryota; Viridiplantae; Streptophyta; Magnoliopsida; Brassicales; Caricaceae
Source: RefSeq, a predicted model, not a curated record
AUGGAGGAAUACAAUCAUUUGAAUGAGAACAGUGCAGGCAGAGGGAGUUUCUUGUAUGCAUCUCCUGUUCUUGCACCGCCCAAUUCAUCUUCUUCUUCGCCGUUAUUUGGAAGGUCAACUAAUAACAGUAGCUCUGAUAAUCAACAGACCCAGAUGCCACCUCUUACCAGUUUUCACCUCCAAUCCGAGGCUCAUCCCGUUGUGAAAACUGAAGCAGCUAGCACAUCGCAGAAAUUUCACUACCCACUGUUGAGAACUGAGCACCAGACGAUGAAUCAUCAUCAAGAGGGAAAUGACAGCAGCAGCUCGAACGAAGUUGAAGCUAUCAAAGCAAAGAUCAUAGCUCAUCCUCAGUAUUCCAACCUUCUACAAGCUUACAUGGAUUGUCAAAAGGUAGGAGCUCCACCUGAAGUGGUAGCUAGGCUCACAGCUGCUCGUCAGGAGUUCGAGUCAAGGCAGCGAUCUUCAAUGGCGUCAAGAGAUUCCUCAAAAGACCCUGAACUCGAUCAGUUCAUGGAAGCUUACUAUGACAUGCUAGUGAAAUACCGGGAAGAGUUAACCAGGCCGAUACAAGAAGCCAUGGACUUCAUGCGGAAGAUCGAAACGCAGCUCAAUAUUUUAACCAAUGGUUCCGUUCGCGUCUUCAACUCUGUGCCUCUAUCAACUGUGCCUUCUCCAAUACCAUCUGAUAUAAAAUCUGGGAAAUACUCUGCAUUGAAAGCUUCUAGGAAGACUUCUCAGGUGAUUGGUGGGACUAAGGCCCCCUUUUUCAAUUUUCACCAGCGUUCAUCGGACCCUCUUAACAUGAAUGUAGCCAGCUGUACUCUCUGUUCUGUAGUCACCGUCAUCACCUCGAAUAACUUUUCUGUCUCCUUUAUCCAAUCCUCAGCCACCAGUGGGUCAAACCCCCCAUUGAAAGCAGGAGGGUUCAACCUUCGGUAUUUCUCAAUAUUGCUCGUAUCCAUCACUCCUAUGGAAACCCCUUGUUGUGGCACCGAUGCUGCCUCUGACCGCAACUCUCUAUCUCUAAUCACGGUAGCUAGGCUUUCAACCACUCUGCACAGCCGGUUAAAGUCUUCCUGUUGUACGCCGGACUGCGCUGUAUGGGUUGCCGAUGGACUAGCAGCGUGUCUGGGCUGUACGGGAAGGGCACAGUGUGACACCGGGGUGGCCCGUGAAAUGCAGCGAGUGGUACAUGGUGAAAUCCCGGGGCUCGUCGUGGGGCCCCUGGGGUGGGCUCACGACAGGGUCGACCCCUACCCUUCUUCGUCACCUCCCUCGACUCACCUGCAUAAUAGUGGCACCCAUCAUUAG